Molecule: messenger RNA, 1441 nt
Organism: Agelaius phoeniceus (red-winged blackbird)
Lineage: Eukaryota; Metazoa; Chordata; Aves; Passeriformes; Icteridae
Gene: COMMD9
Product: COMM domain containing 9
Source: RefSeq, a predicted model, not a curated record
CCGCGCUGACGGCGCCAAGAUGGCGGCGCUGCGGGACGGGGACUUUGCGGCGCUGCAGAUCCUGCUGAAGGCGCCGUCGAAGGACGCUGUGCGGCAGCUGUGCCAGGAGUGCUUCUCCAGCCCGCCCGCCGCGCUCGGCCCGCUGGCGCAGCGCGCCUGCCCCGGGCUCGCCGUCAGCGCCGAGGAAGCGGAGCAGCUGGUGUCUGCUCUGCACAACCUCACCAGGCACGUGGUGUACCGCGGCUUGACCGGGGCAGAAGACAUCCUCCGUCUCUUCCCAGAAAACUUCCACCAAAACCUGAAAAACCUCUUAACUAAGAUAAUCUUGGAGAAUAUCUCUGCUUGGAGGAAUGAAGCACAAGCCAGUCAGAUCUCCCUGCCUCGGCUGGUGGACAUGGACUGGAGGGUGGACAUCAAGACAUCUUCAGACAGCAUCGUAAGAAUGGCAGUCCCUACCUGCCUGCUGCAGUUAAAGAUUCAGGAAGAUGCUGCUUUAUGUGGAAAUAAUCCUGUUGUUUCUGCACUGACUGUGGAACUGAGCAAAGAAACCCUGGAUACUAUGUUAGAAGGUCUGGGAAGGAUUCGGGACCAGCUUUCUGCCGUUGCAAACAAAUGAAUGCUCAGGGCAUGGAUGCCAGCAGCAAGGAAGGGAAGUACUCUCUACCUACAGCUGUCAGAAGCUGCAGCCUAGUGUAACACGUUGUCUAUUUCAGCAAAACAAAUCUAAAGAGGUUUUUUUCUUGAAUUAAUGAGAUAGCUUUUGAAAAGCUAAUACUCAAAUACUUAUUUGGUUGGAUGCCAAGAAAUGGUUUCCUAUUAUGUUGUUGAACAAAAGCUGUUCGCCGUUUCAGAAGAGGAUUUCAGGGCUCGGAGCUUGGCUUAAUCACAAGGGUCAUAACUGGAAACAGCAAAUAGCUGCAGCCAAUGAAGCAAGUUCUAUCUCUGUCCUGAAAUGAGAAUCUGAAAGGCUCAAGCUAGGUAAUGGCUGCCUUCCAACGAAGGGAGGGUGCUUCUCUCUGGGAUGUGCAUGUACUGAGGUGCCUGCUGGAUGUAGCACUCUCUCCCUCUCAGUGAAGCAGAGCCAUGCUGCACAUUGUUAUUAGAGGAUGAUGCACUGAAAUAGGGCAGUUAUGCUACAACACAUUCCCUUCUGAUCAGCUUCACAGCAUCAUUUGCAAAAUGACUGUUCUCAUCAUCUUUAGCAGAACUAAUUUCCUCCUUCUGUUUGAAAAGUAAAAAAGGAGUUCAGGUAAUUCAUGUUUGGGGUUUAUUGGACUCUGGGCUUUGUCUUUGUUGCACAAAAACCAAACUGGGAGAAUAAAGAAUUGAAGGCUGUUUUCUGUGCUGUAGGAAACCCCUCUGUGGCAAUAUGUGCCUAUACUUCUUUUAAGUGUUCUGUUGUUUGUGUAAAUCUUCAUUUAAUUAAAGAAUGAACUGCUAA